ACGAAGAAGUUUUCAUUAAACAGAAAGGACAUCUUGUCUAAUGCAGAGGAUCACAACGGCAGACAAGAGUAUAGGAUGACUGAGGGGACGAUGACUGUUGUCAUCACAAUAUCGUCAGUAUGCAGCUGCAGUCGACUAGCAGCGAUAUUCUAAAGGUUUGCCCGAGAUUCCGGCUACUGGUAAUAGGGAAUACCGGAGUCGGAAAGUCAUCACUGAUCCAGGAGGCAUUCAAAAUACUUGUACAUGUUUCUGAACACGAACGUGGUGACGCGGAUAUCGAAAGCGAAUUCAUUGCGGCAGAAAAUGAACUAUUUGUCCUCCAUGAUAGUCAGGGGUUUGAAGCUGGCGAUAGCAAGACUUUCAAGACUGCAAGAGACUUCAUUGACCGCCGACGCAAGGAGCCCAAAUUACAGGACAAAAUCCACGCGGUCUGGCUCUGCCUUUCGAUACCUCAUGCCGAUGGACGCUUGCUUGAGAGCGGAGCAGAGGAAUUUCUCAAAUUGAGGAAGGAGAUACUAGGCGAUAUUCCGAUCAUUGCUGUCUUCACCAAGCAUGACGUUUUUGUCAACAAAUUGGAGCUCGAAGCUGUUGAUUCCGACCAAUAUGAUGAAGUCGCGCUCGAAGAGCUUAAAGUUAACACAUUGGAUAAAUUGUGUAUUCAGCCGCUUAAGGAAGUAGCUGGGAGCGACAUCCUGCACGCAACUGUUUCAACGAACGAAGAGUACGAGAGCACGAUAAGACAACUGGUCGAUCUUACAACCACGAACGUUGAAAAAUAUGUCGCCAAGAAGCAGCAUUAGCAAUGAUGGUGGCCCAGCGAGUAGAUAUCAGUCUUAAUGUUAAGGCAUCAAUUGCGUAUGCACGAUGACUG
This is a messenger RNA of Suillus plorans, 871 nucleotides long. RefSeq lists its product as uncharacterized. The record is from RefSeq and is a predicted model, not a curated record. The transcript is spliced from 8 exons. Gene Ontology annotation, molecular function: GTP binding. Lineage: Eukaryota; Fungi; Basidiomycota; Agaricomycetes; Boletales; Suillaceae. The coding region runs from base 120 to 800 and encodes 226 amino acids.